Molecule: messenger RNA, 1102 nt
Organism: Electrophorus electricus (electric eel)
Lineage: Eukaryota; Metazoa; Chordata; Actinopteri; Gymnotiformes; Gymnotidae
Source: RefSeq, a predicted model, not a curated record
AUGAACAUUCACGACUGGCAGUGGUCUCUUUCUCUCUACCUCUAUUUCUCUCUCUCCAUCUCUCCCCUUCUCUCUCCAGCUUUCUCUUUCUGUCCUUUUGCCCCUCCUGCUUACCUCCUUCCAGAUCUUUUUUCUUUUCCCAGACCUGCUGAUGUCAGUGCCUGCUACAACUCAAACCCUCUCCUUUUUCUGCCUCCAUCUCUCUCCCACCUCUCUAUCCUUCCCUCCAUCCCUUUCUCUUCUUGUCCUAUACUGAAUGUUCCCUUUGUCCAUCAGUCAGUUGGGGUCGCUCCCCAUCAUCAGUUAUUAGGUCAGGUUCUGUCACCUUCGUUAGGUCAGGUUAGGUCGCAUUCAUUAAGUCAGAUUUUAUCACAUUCGUUAGGUCACGCUUUGUCACAUUCGUUAAGUGAGGUUCUGGCACAUUCAUUAGGUCAGGUUCUGUUACGUUCAUUAGGUCAGGUUUUGUCACAUUCGUUAGUUCAGGUUUUGUCACAUUCAUUAGCUGAGGUUCUGUCACAUUCGUUAGGUCAGGUUCUGUCAUGUUCAUUAGGUCAGGUUCUGUCACAUUCGUUAGGUCAGGUUCUGUCAUGUUCAUUAGGUCAGGUUCUGUCACAUUCGUUAGGUCAGGUUCUGUCAUGUUCAUUAGUUCAGGUUUUGUCACAUUCGUUAGGUCAGGUUUUGUCAUGUUCAUUAGUUCAGGUUUUGUCACAUUCGUUAGGUCAGGUUUUGUCACAUUCGUUAGGUCAGGUUCUGUCAUGUUCAUUAGUUCAGGUUUUGUCACAUUCGUUAGGUGAGGUUCUGUCAUGUUCAUUAGGUCAGGUUCUGACACAUUCGUUAGGUCAGGUUUUGUCACAUUCGUUAGGUGAGGUUCUGUCAUGUUCAUUAGGUCAGUUUCUGUCAUGUUCAUUAGUUCAGGUUUUGUCACAUUCGUUAGGUCAGGUUCUGACACAUUCGUUAGGUCAGGUUCUGUCGUGUUCAUGAACUCCCACAGCCACUGAUACCAGUGCUCACAGAUCAGGUGUACUUCAGAUGACACACUUCUGUAUGAAACAAAUUUAAUGCGCUAGAUUUCAGGAUCUCCUCUUGUGGCUCAGAUUCAAUG